AUGGCACCAGCAGCCAAGUCCACCAAGCCAGCAGCUUCAGCGCCUAAAAAGCGAGAGUUCAAGCCGAGACCGCCUCGGUCAGCGGAAGAGCGUCUCCCGAAGCUGUAUCAUGGCUUGACAGAUCAGGUGGAUGGAGGACACUUCCAGAACGCCAUCAAGUCUUGUCGGAAGAUCCUCGCCCUCGACCCAUCCUCGGUCCCAGCCUUCCAGACCCUCCUCUUCCUCCACCUCCACACUGACGAGUACGCCUCAGCACUCGCACUUCUCGACAAUCCGCCAACAGGCUCGGUCUCGACGCUAGAGUUUGAGCGGGCGUACUGCCUUUACAGGCUGCACAGGGAGAAGGAGGCACUGGAGGUUUUAAGGACGAUCGGUACGCAAGGUCGGAAGGAGGACCAUCUGGAGGCGCAGAUUAGCUACCGUAUGGGCGACUACAAGCGGGCUCAGGAGCUGUAUGACGACCUUCUCGCCGGAUGUGACUCUUCCUCCUCGGAGCACCCAGACAUCAUCACCAAUAUCAAUGCCACCGCCGCACAUGUCGACUUCGUCUCGCACGGCUUCCACUCCCAUCUCUCCGCGCCUCCCCCUUCGCAAGCCUCAGCCCCCGCCAGCCACAUACCUUCCGAAAGCGAGCUCGAGACAUUCGUUCCUAGCUUACCGGCUGGAUGGGCGAGUGGAGGUGCGCCUAGCGUUGCUGCAAAGGCGCCAGUCAAGGAGGCGAAGCCGGAGCAGAAGAAGAAGCCUCGGCACAAGUUACCAAAGGGCGCUGUGGUCGGCAAGCCAUUCAACGAAGAUCCGGACAGAUGGCUGCCUAUGAAGCAGCGAGCAUCGUUCAUUGCUGCUCAGAGUAAGAAGAAGGGAGGCAACAUGAGUAUGGGGGUCGGUAUGACCCAGGGAAGCUCGUCGCAUGCUGCUAGUGGUGGAGGAGGCAGUGGAGGUGGAGGUGGAGGAAACAAGAAGAAGAAAGGGAAGAAGUAG
Dioszegia hungarica is the source of this 978-nucleotide messenger RNA. RefSeq lists its product as uncharacterized. The transcript has 5 exons. Gene Ontology annotation, molecular function: 7S RNA binding; protein binding; ribosome binding. Gene Ontology annotation, biological process: SRP-dependent cotranslational protein targeting to membrane. NCBI's taxonomy places the organism in Eukaryota, Fungi, Basidiomycota, Tremellomycetes, Tremellales, Bulleribasidiaceae. The record is from RefSeq and is a predicted model, not a curated record. Gene Ontology annotation, cellular component: signal recognition particle, endoplasmic reticulum targeting. The coding region runs from base 1 to 978 and encodes 325 amino acids.